AGGGGGCGGAAGAAGACAUUCGGCUUUUUGCAUGCUUGGUUGCUAUUUUGAUAAUAGAUCAGUAGAAAACACCAACAUUGUUGACCACACAGACCCUGCCACGCUGCCCCAUUUUGCUGUCGGCUUCAUUUGCCAAUUAAAUCGUAAGGUUUAACGUUUGGGAACCUGCUGGUCCCAAGUUCUACCUGAUGAGUAUGAGCCUGACUACAGAACCCUCUAACGAUGCCCCCACCCAGUCAGAGAGCAAGCUGACAUCACCUGAGAAGAAGGAGAAAAAGGCAGAGGACGUGCCAGAAGAAGAGGAGGAAGAAGAAGAAUACGUGGUGGAAAAGGUCCUGAAUCGGAGGGUGGUAAAAGGCCGAGUGGAAUACCUUCUCAAGUGGAAAGGCUUUUCAGAUGAGGAUAACACAUGGGAGCCGGAGGACAAUUUGGACUGCCCAGAUCUGAUAGCAGAGUUCCUACAGUCCCAGAAAUCAGCACAUGAGGGCAAGAGGAAGGCAGCUGCAGAGGCGUCUGGGGAUGAAAGUAAAUCGAAGAAGAAAAAAGAUGACACAGAGAAGUUGAGGGGCUUUGCUAGAGGUCUGGAACCAGAGAGGAUUAUUGGCGCCACGGAUUCUACAGGAGAACUCAUGUUCCUCAUGAAGUGGAAAAACUCUGAUGAAGCAGACCUUGUACCAGCGAAGGAGGCCAAUGUCAAGUGUCCGCAGGUGGUCAUCUCUUUCUAUGAAGAGCGACUCACUUGGCACUCAUAUCCCACCGAAGAUGAGAAAAAGGAUGACAAGAACUAAGGGAGCAGAGCAGAAAGAAAUCGUAGUUUUGAACUUAAAAUGUAGUUCCAGCAGGUGUUUAGGCAGAGGGGCAGAGAGGCAAGCAAGACACAACAUUGGACUCCUUUUUGUCUUUUGGCUUAGCAUCAUUCACCGGAUAUGAUCAAAACUGUAUAUAUAUAUACACACUGUAUGGUUUGCAAGAGGAAACUCAACCCAGAUGAAAUGUAAAUUGACAUUCACUCCUGUGGCAGUCAUUUGGAUACUGCAAGAUUGUUGUCACAUGGUUUUGGUUCAGGUCAUUUUGCUAUGACGUUGUUUUGUGGAGAUAUACAUUAUUAGUCUUUCAAGACAGUGCCAUGUUGUAUUUUUAAACUUUUAACUCUUUGAGUAAAACAAUGUUUUUUGCCUUUUCUUGAUUUUGUAGUGUACGUGGUGAUUUUAAAACCCAUUCAACAAUGAUUCCAUUUACUUUGCUCAUUAGUAGUGUUUCAUAACGGCGUCUUGCUUGUCUGUUUUGGAGAAUAAACCACUUUUUGUUA
Messenger RNA from Lampris incognitus (smalleye Pacific opah), 1309 nucleotides. It is a transcript of the gene cbx1b, whose product is annotated as chromobox homolog 1b (HP1 beta homolog Drosophila). Gene Ontology annotation, molecular function: chromatin binding. The record is from RefSeq and is a predicted model, not a curated record. Gene Ontology annotation, cellular component: nucleus; pericentric heterochromatin. Gene Ontology annotation, biological process: negative regulation of transcription by RNA polymerase II; chromatin organization. Lineage: Eukaryota; Metazoa; Chordata; Actinopteri; Lampriformes; Lampridae. Bases 189 to 788 code for a protein of 199 amino acids. The transcript has 6 exons.